Molecule: messenger RNA, 1475 nt
Organism: Carassius auratus (goldfish)
Lineage: Eukaryota; Metazoa; Chordata; Actinopteri; Cypriniformes; Cyprinidae
Product: homeobox protein XENK-2-like
Exons: 2
Coding region: 294-1073 (259 amino acids)
Biological process (GO): cell differentiation; regulation of transcription by RNA polymerase II
Cellular component (GO): nucleus
Molecular function (GO): DNA-binding transcription factor activity, RNA polymerase II-specific; RNA polymerase II cis-regulatory region sequence-specific DNA binding
Source: RefSeq, a predicted model, not a curated record
AGGGCUCUUGUUGUCAUUUGCCACCCAAGACGUGAUUCAGCCUCAACAAUUACCAUUAUCUGUUUCCCACUUUUCACGAAUUCGGACGAAUCAGUAAUGAUGAAGAGUGUUACCCUCCAUCAUUGUGAAAGUAACAGGCUAUUCUUUGCCGAGUUCACACCUACCAUUACAGGGAUUUAAGUACACGAGUCAUUGAGGUACUUAGAACCUAUAUAAGGAGGAGAGGCCUCAAAGCAGCCACCAAGUGCUGUUUAUAUAAACAGCGCGACAUCAGUGUACACAUUGUCACUUGGAUGCGCGUCUUGAGAACGCACACAUCACUUCAGCACUGCGCGACCGAGGAUAGCUCUUCAAGAUCGAGAACCAGUCCUGGAACUAACAGCAAUCCAGCGCUAGAGAUGGCGAUUUCUAACAAGUUCAGUUUCACUGUGAGAAGUAUUUUGGAUUUGCCAGAAAAUGACACCGAGAGCAUCGCGCGCCAUUCUCCAGUGGACUCUUUCUCCGUCUCACCUUACUCGUCCUGGACUGAAAACGGCAGAGAACAUAUAUACGAAAGCAACCUUGAUGCUUCACCAGACUCCAGCGGGCCAGAUGUGCCUUCAGUGGAUACAGAGCAUGAGAAGCGGAAGAAGCGUCGCGUGUUAUUCUCCAAGGCGCAGACGUAUGAACUGGAGAGACGCUUUCGUCAGCAGCGGUACCUGUCCGCUCCAGAACGAGAGCAGCUCGCGCACUUGCUACGCCUCACGCCCACGCAGGUGAAGAUCUGGUUUCAAAACCACAGAUACAAGAUGAAGAGAGCACGGACAGAGUGCGCUCAGGACCUCAGUCAGCCUCCAUUGCUGCGCAGAGUCGUGGUGCCCAUUUUGGUCCGAGAUGGCAAACCGUAUCAGAGCUGUGCUAUUGAUGCAGAAAAAGGAAGCUGCAUGGUUACACCAACAGUACCACCCUCACCCUCACCUUACAGCGUUCAGUGUUUUCAGUCUUUACAGCAACAGACGCCCUUUGCGCUUUUGCCCACAUACCAGCACUUUACCAACACAGCGGCCUCCCGUCACCACUUCUGUGUUUGGUGAGACUCACUUAGGACCACUCGAACUAUUUUCGGGACUUAUCUCACAGGACAGCGCAUGGAUUCCUCCUGAUUCAAGUUUUUUUUUAAUUACAUAAAGUGUUAGGUCUAUUAAAGUAGAAACUCUCAGCGUUGAUAAGAUAAAAAAAAUGCUGUUUGCACAUAUUAUAUGUUCUAUUUAGUCUUUGUAAGAUUUUUGUAUAUUGAUUAUUUGAUGUUGAGCAUAAUUGCCUAUAGAUCUUGUGACGUUGAACUGUUUGUAUUUCUUCUAAACCAAAAUAUGAUAUAUCAGUGAGAAAAAUGUUUUAUGUUUUAUAUUGUGAAUAUUGUAGUGUUAUAAUUUGAUGAUAUUUGCAUCAUCUCAAAGUGUUAUGUGUAUAAAGAUACUGAGAAUAAAAAAAAUACA